Molecule: messenger RNA, 3072 nt
Organism: Nipponia nippon (crested ibis)
Lineage: Eukaryota; Metazoa; Chordata; Aves; Pelecaniformes; Threskiornithidae
Source: RefSeq, a predicted model, not a curated record
AUGUGGCCACAGAGUGAGUCAAUUCAGCAUGCUUUUGGAGCAGGGAGGAGGGUAUUUGGUGGCACCUCAUAUCUGCCAAAUGAAGUUCCAGAAGAUCCUUGCAUUCUGGAUUUUCUGUUCCGGCAUCAUAUUUGUGCUUUUAUGGAGAGUGAGAUGAUACUUUGUGAUUCCAGACCUGUAAGAGCUUUCCGAGAUGCUGCUGAUCUUUUAGUAUACUGGCUGCUUGGUUCACCCCCUGGAGAGCUGCGACUGACUCCCGUGCGAAAGCCGGGUGCUUUGCACACCUGGAAAGCAAGCCGCUUACCUGGCUGCUGCUUUGCGCAUACGGGAACGUUACUGCCCGCUGAACCAGGGUGCAAGUUCAGACCGCGUUCGCUCCGCAGCCGUGGGGCGUUCCUGGGCGCCUCGCCUCAGCGCGGGGCGGUGCACCGACAGCCGGAGCAGCUCGGAGCCAGGGACCCGCGCGGCAGGAGCAGGACAGCGGUGUUAGCAGGGCGUCCUGCUCGUGUUCGCGGCGGACCCAAAGCAGAGUGGCAUGCUAGCAUGGCAGCAGUAGCAACAAAAAGAGGAUGGAAGUUGGAACCGCAAGAAGAUGAUAACGUUUCAGAAAUCACUUCAGCGUCUGUUGAAACGCAGCCAGCUCUGCGGAGGAAUAGCGAGAGCAGGGGGCUGUCAUCAGUCACCAAGAACAGUGGACUACUCAAUAUCACCUUUAAAUAUGACAACUGCACGCCUUAUCUGAAUUCAGUGGGAAGACACGUCAUUGGAGAUGUGCAGAAUAUAACUAUCAGUCAGUAUGCAUGUUAUGAACAGGUUGCAGUGACGAUACUUUGGACAGCAAAUGCCAUCGGGAUUGAAUACCUGAAAGGAUUUCGAGUAAUACUUGAGGAGUUAAAAUCAGAGGGAAGACAAUGCCAGCAGAUGGGUUUAAAAGAUCCAAAGCAGCUCAGCCCCAGUUUUAAACGAACAGGAAUGGAAUCCCAGCCCUUUGUAAAUUUGAAGUUUGAAACAGAUUACUUUGUAAAGAUUGUUCCUUUUCCUUCCAUUAAAAACGAAAGUAAUUAUCACCCAUUUUUCUUCCGAACUAGACCAUGCGAAUUGUUGCUACAGCCGGAAAACCUUGUCUGCAAACCCUACUGGAAGCCAAGGAAUCUGAACGUUACCCAGCAGGGUUUUAACAUGCAAGUGUCCUUUGACCAUGCACCUCACAACUUUGGGUUCAGAUAUUACUUUCUUCACUACAAACUUAAGCACGAAGGGCCAUUUAAGCAAAAGACCUGCAAACAGGAGCAAAACACAGAUACUACAAGCUGUAUUCUUCAGAAUGUAUCUCCAGGGGAUUAUAUAAUUGAGCUGGUUGAUGACACUAAUACAACAAGGAAAACAAUGCACUAUGCGCUAAAACCAGUACAUUCUCCGUGGGCUGGACCGAUAAGAGCUAUUGCCAUUACAGUCCCUUUAGUUGUCAUUUCAGCAUUUGCAACGCUUUUCACAGUGAUGUGCCGCAAGAAACAGCAAGAAAAUAUAUAUUCCCAUCUUGAUGAGGAGAGCUCAGAAUCUUCAGCAUAUGCUGCAGGUCUCCAUGUGGAAAGACUUCGUCCCCGGCCAAAAGUGUUCAUCUGCUAUUCCAGUAAAGAUUGCCAGAAACACGUUAACGUCAUCCAAUGCUUUGCUUAUUUUCUUCAGGACUUUUGUGGCUGUGAGGUGGCUCUAGAUUUGUGGGAAGACCUAAGAAUUUGUAAAGAAGGUCAGAAAGAGUGGCUUAUUAAAAAAAUAAACGAGUCCCAGUUUAUCAUCAUUGUGUGUUCCAAGGGAAUGAAAUACUUCAUUGAAAAAAAGAACUGGAAACACAGAGGGGUGACAAAAGAUGCAGGAAAAGGAGAACUCUUUCUGUUUGCUGUGCUGACGGUUGCAGAGAAGCUUCGUCAAGCAAAGCAGAAUUCAAAUGACCUCUGCAAGUUCAUUGCGGUCUACUUUGAUUACUCCUGUGAAGGAGACAUCCCUGGUAUUCUGGAUCUAAGUACAAAAUACAAACUCAUGGACAACCUCCCUCAGCUGUAUUCACAUUUACACUCCAGAGAUCCCAGUGUACAGGAUUCAGAGGUGCUUCCUGUUAACAUUAGUAAAAGGAAUUAUUUCAGGAGCAAAUCUGGGAGGUCCCUUUAUGUUGCCAUUUGCAAUAUGCAUCAGUUUAUUGAUCAGGAACCAGACUGGUUUGAGAAACAAUUUAUUCCCUUCCCUCCACCUUCUUUACGUUACUCAGAGCCUGUCAUGGAAAAAUUUGAUUCGGGCUUGGUUUUAAAUGACUUAGUGAGCAAACAGGUGAUGGAUGGCGAUUUUUACCUGAAAACAGAUGUAAAUAUUACCUCAGCGGGGAAUUCAGACUCUCACUGUAUAAUUCAGCACUUAAACCUUGGAGAAGAUAUAGAAACUCAGGACAUUCAAGGCGGUGGCAGCUCUGUUCUUCAGCCAUUGCUACAUGUUGUUAAAGCUUCAAAUCUUAAAGAUAUGCCUCGAGAUUCUGGAAUCUAUGAUUCAUCUGUUCCUUCAUCUGAAUUAUCUUUACCUUUAAUGGAAGGACUAUUGACAGACCAAAUUGAAACAUCUUCCAUUACAGAAAGUGUUUCUUCAUCAUCAGGUUUAGGGGAAGAAGAACCUCCUGUAAUCACUGCCACGAAAUUCUUAGUGCCUGGAAUAUGUAAAGCAGAACUUCAUUGCCAUAUCCAUACUGACGAACUGCAGGCAAUUGCUCCUUUAUAAUACGUUACAACAUUGUUAUGCAUUGCCACUUUAUCAACAGCCUCUGUUUGUGCUUUAACUACCACGCGGUCUCAGCACUACAUCUACUUGAAGGAACAAAUACUCCCUGAAGAAAAUCUGUUAUUCCUAAGGGAUUUUUUUAUGGCCAGUAAAGUUGAAUCUGUUGGUCUUCAUAUGAAGUCUUCCAUGAGUUGAAAAAAAUGCAGCAUGGAAAAACAGAUGAGAAUACAUUUCAGAAUUGUUCCUAUUGCUAAUGUAAAUGUCAUGAUAUUACACUGUUUACAGAUGCCAUAAUCAAAAUUGACCUUUUUU